GGCGCGCUGCACAGUCUCGCGAUCGUCAUCGCGUAGAAACGUGAUUCUCGUUUACGAUAGUUACCACCACGACGUUGGUUUUACUAUUGGCCCGUAUCUGAUAUUGUGACGACUACUGUGUCCUUGUGAAAAUAUAAAAUGCAAUUAUUGUGAAUUUAUUUAUUUCUUUUUUUUUGUUUCAUUCUUUUGCAUAUUUGUAAAAACGAAUUAUUUUUCUUCUCUUUUUUUCGCAAUUUCUACGCGACCCGUUGACAAAAGAAGAGAACGAAUUUCAAGAAAGACUCUAUGUUGUAUCACAAAAGGAAGGAGGAAGAUAGUCAUUUUGCAAAGAGAUCAUUCGAGGUAGUCUUUGUGAACGAACGCUUGCUGUUACCGUUUGCCUAGUGGUCGAUCAUCGGCUCGUUGAUCGACGCGUUGAUCCGGCUCCCUAGGUGGGAAGUUCAAAGCGGAAGAAGAAGUUGGGGGAGAGAGAGAGAGAGAGAGAGAGAGAAGGAGAGAAAUCGGAAGAGAGGAGAAUCUCGAGUACUCCCGCGCGUUCAUCGACGGUUAUGUGGUGUUUAACCCCGUUAGAAUCCAGCGGAUCGUGAACAGAUCGAGAGCAGUCAAACAAUAGAAUCCAUCGUUCACCACCGAUGCGACAUUUCUCGAUGGGUUGCUCGUGAUCGCUUGCGCGUAUUUGUCUGGUGUCUAUAUCGCAUCACUACUACGACCACGACCACGACCAAGAGGAGGAAAGAGGAGGAAAGAGGUGGUGGUGGUGGUGGUGGUUCUGGUGGUGUUGGUGGUGGUGUUGGUGGUGGUGGUUCUGGUGGUGGUGGUGUUGCUGUUGCUGCUGCUGCUACUGCUGUUGGAAGAGAGGAUAGGUCGUAGCGGCAGGAAGAGAUCGUCGUUAUAGGGGGAGAUCGCCAUAGCUGAUCGUACCACCCAAGGUGGCACAGAUUGAGAGGCCCCAUCAGCGUAACAUCCUCUCGACCAUUCGAAGCAUUUCGCGAACCGCCGUUGUUCCUCUCUUUGAUACCACCUUUUUUCAUUUCUUUCCUUUCUCUAUCUCUAUUUCUAUCUCCAUCUCCAUCUCUUUUCUUUCUUUUUUUCCCACCUGACAUAAAGUUGAAGACUCUCCCUGAACAUUCGGAAGCAACAAUUACAGGACACGUAAGAGAAAAGGAGAAAUUUCCAACAAGGAAAACACCCUUUUCCUCUUCCUCCUCUUCGUACCCACUCGAUCUCGUUGUUCUCGUCGAGUAACAACACGCAUCGGAGACUUCCGGCUUUGCGGAAGCGACGCUCCAUGUGAACGACUGACGGGGAUCGCCUCACCUCUCUUGCGACUCAAUCCAUUCAUCCAACUACGAUUUCGUCAUGGAGACCGCUACCGAACUAUCUCCUUUAUCUGGCCCGGAAAAACAAGGUAGGGUAGAAAGGACCUCUUAUUAUCCGCAAGAGCCAGGUAAAAGGCCGCAAACAAGGAAAGAAAAAAUACAAUCAUGUUUAAAGCACAAUGCCUUGACAAUGUUAACCGUUGGUGGCGUGGUCGGUGGUGUUAUCUUAGGAAUAAUCCUAAGAAAUUCCCGGAUCGAUAGAUAUACAAACCGUGAGGUCAUGUAUAUCAAUUAUGUCGGCGAUCUAUUUCUAAGAAUGCUCAAGAGUUUAAUCCUGCCGCUCAUCAUGUCAAGUUUGAUCUCAGCUAUCGGAUCCUUGGACCUAUCUCUCAGCGGUAAAAUCGGUGCACGUGCUAUUUCCUAUUACAUGGUCACAACGAUUAGCGCUGUUGUACUCGGUAUUAUUCUGGUCGUAUCUAUUCAACCUGGCGUAGGCAGCACUGCUAGUCAUGCUGAAAAAGCUCUUGCUCAAAAUUCAUCGACCGUUGAUACGCUAUUGGAUUUAGUUAGAAACAUGUUCCCUCCGAAUCUGGUGCAAGCAUGUAUUUCUCAGAUGCGUACAGUAGUUAAAAAACCUGUGGACGGUGACUCAGACGAUAUGGAUAACUGGGACUUCACCGAAAAGGACAUUCCUGGUAUGAACAUUCUUGGUCUAGUCGUUUUCUCAACCGUAUUGGGUAUCACUCUAGGGAAAAUGAGUCAGGAAGGGAAACCGCUUCUUAAUUUUUUCGAAUCCUUGUCAGGUGCUAUGAUGGUAAUCACCAAUUGGGUAAUUUGGUUGUCACCCGUCGGUAUCCUCUUUUUGGUAGCUGCAAAAAUUGUAGAAAUGGAAUCGUUGGAGCAAGUGGUCGCUCAACUUGGCAUGUAUUUCCUAACGGUUCUAAUCGGUCUCUGUAUUCAUGGUUUCAUCAUAUUACCUGGAUUGUAUUUUGUGAUAACAAAAAAGAAUCCCUAUCGUUAUCUAUCCAAUUUGGCACAGGCAUUGGUCACUGCAUUUGGUACAUCGUCGAGUUCCGCGACAUUACCAGUUGCUAUUAAUUGUCUCGAAGAAAGAAACGGCAUUGACCCACGAAUAACCAGAUUCGUAUUACCGAUUGGAGCUACAAUUAACAUGGACGGUACUGCUUUGUACGAAGCAGUAGCCGCAAUUUUUAUAGCGCAAGUUCGUGAAGUCAGUCUUACUUUUGGACAACUAGUGGCAAUCAGUAUUACUGCAACUGCCGCAAGUAUCGGAGCAGCUGGAAUCCCGCAGGCGGGAUUAGUUACUAUGGUGAUGGUUCUAGACACAGUACAUCUUCCAUCAAACGAUGUCUUCCUUAUUCUCGCGGUUGAUUGGCUAUUGGAUCGCUGCAGGACGACAGUAAACGUUAUGGGAGAUUCCCUUGGUGCAGGAAUCGUUAAUCAUUUAAGUAAAAAUGAAUUAUCGGCAUUACCGCAACAUAGACAAAGUCAAAAUGGAGCAGACCACACAAUAUCGAUAUGAAAUGUGUAAGUGUGUUCACAAUUCGAAUACAAUAAUGCAUUAGUAGCAUUUAUUGGCAAUUAUUUUACGAUUUUAAUAUAGUCGUUUAUUCAAUUAUAACGUCAAUUCCAACGAACUUCCAAUUGUGACUCAUUUUGCUGUUGAAAUAAAUCUAUUAAAGAAACGUGAUUACUCAUUGGCUAUCUGUAUAUUAUUUUUUAAUUAACAAUGAAUAACAAAAAUUAUAAUGAGAAGAAAUAUAUAUAUAUAUAUAUAUAUCAUACACACGUCACAACGAUUUACAUAAAAAAUCACGAUUAUUAUUAUUAUGUACGAUCAGUAAAAUACUGCCUAUCUUAUUGGAACUAGUUAUUUUAAAUGUGUUCUCUCUUUUAUGUAGCAUUGAUAUGUAUUUAUAUCGAAAAUUGUAAUAACAUUAAAAACAUCACGAUCAAUUUAUUUUAUGAUCGUUGUUAUACGACUAUUUUAUGUUUUGGAUUUAGUGUUAGAAAAUAAAUAAUAGUAAUAUAAUAACGACAAUAAUUACGAUAAUACUCGUUUCUUGAAUUAUUCAAUAGUGUUCUGUAGUCUACUUGUCUGAUUAUAAUAUAAUAUAUAUAGUAUAUGAUUUUGAAUCAAAUACGUAGGUGAGCUGACAAGUUCUCAGCCUCACAUAGAAACAAUGUUUUCUUUUAUCAAACUAACUUUUAUUUACAAGAAAAUAAAAGCCUUUUUUGUUGAGGUUCAAAAUUUUUCAACCCACCCAUGUAUAUUGUUCUUGAUUUCAAUAUUAUUCUCAUUAAAUUGGUAUAUUUAUGUAAAAAUAUAAUAUAUAUUUAUUGAGUGACGAAGAUAAUAGGUUUUAUAUAUAUAUAUAUAUGUAUAUGUACGCAUAAAUAGCAAUAAUAAAACCUAUAAGUUUACCUAUUAUAAUUUGAUCACUGCACAUAUAUAUAUAUGUAUAUGCACGUGCAUACAAUUGAAUAUAGUAGACUUUACUAAAUUUAAUAAUGAGAAAUAAUGUCCAUUCCGUGGCAUAAUGUUAAAAUUUAUAGUAAUAAUACAUAAUCAUCGGACAUUUAAUUUGUCCUAUUGUUGUAAUGAUAAUAAAAAUAUUCAAUUAUAAGUAACAUAAA
Polistes dominula (European paper wasp) is the source of this 3977-nucleotide messenger RNA. RefSeq names its product excitatory amino acid transporter 1. Lineage: Eukaryota; Metazoa; Arthropoda; Insecta; Hymenoptera; Vespidae. The record is from RefSeq and is a predicted model, not a curated record. Gene Ontology annotation, biological process: L-glutamate transmembrane transport. Gene Ontology annotation, cellular component: plasma membrane. Gene Ontology annotation, molecular function: neutral L-amino acid transmembrane transporter activity; glutamate:sodium symporter activity; L-glutamate transmembrane transporter activity.